Molecule: messenger RNA, 891 nt
Organism: Daldinia vernicosa
Lineage: Eukaryota; Fungi; Ascomycota; Sordariomycetes; Xylariales; Hypoxylaceae
Exons: 1
Coding region: 1-891 (296 amino acids)
Biological process (GO): L-ascorbic acid biosynthetic process
Molecular function (GO): calcium ion binding; gluconolactonase activity
Source: RefSeq, a predicted model, not a curated record
AUGAAGCAAUAUACUGCCGAGGAAUGGCUGCCGUCCAAGUCAGGAUUAGGUGAAAGUCCCUUAUACCGUACCCAGGACGACACAUUCUUUUUCGUUGACAUCAAAAAUAAACUGCUACACACAGUACCGCUUUCCAAAGGCUGGGAUGAAAGACAGACGCUCGAAUUGGACGAGCCUGUCACUAGACUCGAUAUCGUAAACGGGGAGCCGAACUUGCUGGCCGCGCAAACAAAACUGGGGUUUGCUCUACUUGACCUAAUUAAAGGGACGCUAGAUCUGAUUACGGACGUCCAUCAUGUGGAGGAUGCGAGUAUAGAUGAUAAGGUGCGAAUGAAUGACGGCGCGAUUGAUGCUCGGGGUAGAUGGUGGGCUGGUACAAUGGCUUGGGACGAGAAAAGUAAAAUUGGUCGGCUAUGGUGUUUACAAGGCGGCAGAGUGAAUGAGGCGUCAGCUGGAGAUCGAUCGGCAGUGUUAAACGGCCCUGUUUGGUCUCCCGAUGACAAGAUCAUGUACCUUUGCGAUACACCAGAAGGUAAAAUAUAUCAGUACGACUACGACGUCGAGAAUGGCAAAGCUACUAAUAAGAGACUUUUUGCGCAGCUCGAGGGUGGAGGCAUGCCGGACGGCUUGGCAGUCGAUAUUGAGGGUCACGUCUGGGUGGCUGCGAAUUCUCAGGGCAAGAUAGUCAGAUUGUCGCCCGAAGGAGUGGUGACAGCGACGUGCACAGUACCUGGCGCGAAGAUGUGCUCAUGUCCGACAUUUGGUGGGAAAGACAUGAAGACAAUCUUUAUCACAUCAAUCAGGGAUGAAGAUGGGGGAUCUACUGGCAACGUUUACCGCAUCGACGUCGAUGUUGCGGGUAUCCGAAGGCAUGCGUAUAAAAAGAAUUAA